Messenger RNA from Rubroshorea leprosula, 4866 nucleotides. The record is from the annotation of a GenBank genome assembly. NCBI's taxonomy places the organism in Eukaryota, Viridiplantae, Streptophyta, Magnoliopsida, Malvales, Dipterocarpaceae.
ACUGUUAGGUGAUUGAGUUAUGUUGGUCAUGUGUUGAUUGGUUAUGCUGCUGUUGUUGUUGUAAUGGGUAAUGUUGAAAUACCCAAAUGGCUUAAAGGAUUGCCAUUGGCACCUGAAUUUCGCCCAACUGAUACAGAAUUUUCAGACCCAAUUGCUUAUAUAUCAAAAAUUGAGAAGGAAGCUAGUGCUUUUGGUAUAUGCAAGAUUAUCCCACCAUUGCCUAAACCAUCCAAGAAGUAUGUUUUUAGCAAUUUGAACAAGUCACUUACAAAGUGCCCAGAAUUGGGUAGUGAUGUGGAUAUGUCAAAGGUUUGCUCUUCAUCAAAAAUAGGUUCAGUAGAUAGUGGUACUGAUGGGGAAGCUACGGCAGUAUUUACCACUAGGCAACAAGAGUUGGGACAGAGUGGGAAGAAACUGAAAGUGGGGGCAGAGAAUCCACAGCUGGGUUUACAUAAGCAAGUGUGGCAAAGCGGGGAGAUUUAUACGUUAGAACAGUUUGAGGCCAAGUCAAAGGCUUUUGCAAAAAGUCUGUUGGGUUCACUGACACGUUUUAUGCCAGAUGAUAUUCCUGGUGUUACUUCUCCAAUGGUUUAUAUUGGGAUGUUAUUUAGCUGGUUUGCCUGGCAUGUCGAAGACCAUGAGCUUCAUAGCUUGAAUUUUCUUCAUACUGGCUCUUCAAAGACUUGGUAUGCUGUCCCAGCAGAUUAUGCAUUAGCUUUUGAGGAAGCUAUCCGCACUGAGGCUUAUGGUGGUAAUAUUGACCACUUAGCUGCUCUCUCAUUACUGGGGGAAAAGACAACUCUUCUUUCUCCUGAGCUAGUUAUUGCAUCUGGCAUUCCUUGUUGUAGGUUAGUACAGAAUGCUGGUGAAUUUGUUGUGACUUUCCCAAGGGCAUACCAUGUAGGAUUCAGCCACGGUUUCAAUUGUGGGGAAGCUGCAAAUUUUGGAACUCCACGGUGGCUUCAAGUAGCUAAAGAAGCUGCAGUACGGAGAGCUGCUAUGAACCAUCUCCCUAUGCUUUCUCAUCAGCAGCUGCUAUAUGUGUUGACUAUGUCUUUUAUUUCGAGAGUGCCAAGAUCUUUGCUACCAGGUGCUCGAAAUUCUCGUCUAAAAGAUCGCCAGAAAGAAGAAAGGGAGUUGUUAGUGAAAAAGGCUUUUAUAGAAGAUAUGUUAAAUGAAAACAUCUUGUUAUCUGUUCUUCUUGGAAGAGGAUCAACCUGCCGAGCAGUAAUUUGGGACCCUGAUUUACUGCCUUAUCUUAGAAAAGACUCUGAAUAUCCCAGUGGAAACCCUGCUGUUUCUACCCUAGAGCAAGAAGAUGUUUCCAAUUUUCAUUCAGAAAAUAGUAAUCAGAAUAACCUUUUAGAUGAGAUGAGCUUAUACAUGGAAAGUCUGAAUGAUUUAUGUUUAUAUGAUGAUGAUUUAUCAUGUGACUUCCAACUUGAUUCGGGGACGCUGGCAUGUGUGGCUUGUGGGAUUCUUGGUUAUCCAUUUAUGUCUGUGGUACAACCAUCUGAGAGAGCAUCAAUGGAACUUCAAUCUGGAGAUUAUCUUUCUCUUGAAGGACCAAUAUUAUCAGAAGCUAACACUUCUCAUUCCCACCCAGACGUUGCUUGCACCUUUGAGGGCCUUGUUUCAGAUUCUCUACCUACAAAGGAUGAUACCUUACCAACAGUAACCAGGCUGCAUGAAGGAUGGAAUACUUCCCAGAAAUAUCUGAGACCUCGAAUUUUCUGCCUGGAGCAUGCUGUUCAAAUUGAAGAGCUAAUGCAAUCUAAAGGCAGAGUAAAUAUUAUGGUAAUUUGCCAUUCAGAUUAUCCAAAAAUCAAGGCCCAUGCUGCUGCAGUUGCGGAGGAAAUUGGUAGCACUUUCAAUUACAAUGAUAUUCCAUUAGAUACUGCAUUGGAGGAAGAUCUAAACUUGAUCAGUAUUGCAAUCAAUGAUGAAGAACAUGCUGAAUGUGGUGAAGACUGGACAUCAACACUUGGUAUUAACUUGCGAUACUGCAUCAAGGUCAGAAAGAACUCCCCAUGUAAGCAAAUUCAACACGCUCUGCCAUUGGGUGGGUUGUUCUCUGAGAGAAGUUGCAGUUCAGAUUUGUCACACAUCAAAUGGAAGUCCAGAAGAUCUCGUUCAAAAGCUAAAUUAGAUCAUCCAUCCCGCUCUAAACAUUGCAAUAGUGUUGAAUUGAAAGAGUAUGUAGCAUCAGCAGACAAGGUGGAUUGCAACAUCAUUAAGAAAGAACAGAAAAUUAUCCAGUAUUCAAGGCGGAAGAAAUCAAAACCUGAUUGUUCUACUGGAGCAGGUGAGGACCUUGGCUGCUCUAAGAAAGACCUUGCAAGGGAAGAUACAGCUGCUAAAUGUGAAUUUUCUGACAAGCAAGGUAGAAUACUUAAAGUCACCAGCCCAGUGAACAGAACUUCUACUUCACACUUUGUAGAUUCACCUGCUACGGCCAACUUAAUUGCAGGAAAUUUAGAGAGGAGUGGAAAUCAAAUAUUAGAGGCAAAUGCUUCUAAUUUGGCAGCCUGCAAUAGUUCUGAACAGGAGCUUGAAAUCAAGGUCACUGACAGAACCAGUGAAAAACAUGAACUUCCUUUUGGUUAUAAAUUUUCUACUUCAUACACCAUUGCAGCUAAGAAAGGACUUCUGGAGACUGUUAGAAUUUCUUGCGAGGCUGGUAAUAAAGUUUCGGAAGGACAGUGUGAAGGCCUGCCUAGUAGGAACAUGCUGGCAGACAAGGUUUAUUGUCCUUCUAACUCAGUAGCAUUACUUGUUUCUUCCUCAUCUGCAGCAAGAGCUGAUGCACAAUUGGAGGAUGUGGAGAAUUCUUGUGUGAAUGGUGGGGUUUAUGAUGUUAUCACUUCUGACACUGAAUUGCAGCAAGAAAUAAAAGCUACAAUUCAAGGUAACAGCAGAGAGAACAUUUCAUGUGACAAUAAGCCUUUAGAUAAGCUUAAUUCUUCUCCUAAAUGUGAGAGUAGUGAAGAUUUAACCAAGAUCUAUUCUGCUAAUGAUUUAUCCAAUGAUUUGUCUUUGGAAGAUAAAGUACAGGAAACAAGCAGGACUGCAACUGGAAUCAAGAUGGAACCAGUUCUGAGUUCUGUCACACCGAUGAACUGCACUGAUUCUGUUUUGAUGGGAAAAUCUCUCAAUGUUCGAAAGGAGGCCCAUGCUGUGGCUGAUUCAUUCAGUGGUCUGACUUCAGAGAACAAAGUAACACCACAAGAAAUCCAGACGACAGAUGCAAGUAAGCAUGAAACACACUCAAGUUCUGUUGCACAAACGGCAGUUGAUCAGCCCCUUACUCUUUCAUUGGAAGAAUUUUACACAGCUCCAAAUAGAAUCUGUGCUGAAGAACUACAUAUGCAUGAGGCUUUGAGCAUUGAAGUUCAGCAAGAAAUUCGGGAUGCAAAAAGAACCAUUAUGGAUGAAGUUGUCUCUGGUUCAUACAUGCAACUUAAACAAAAGCAACCCUCUCCGAGAUUAGCAGAGGCAUCCUCUGAAGUCCUAAUGGAGACAUGUGCUAGAGAAAUGUUGUCUGCUGAUCCAACCAGUAACAAUGACAGAUGUGAAAAGGAUUUGCCUGCAGAAGAAAUCAAUGAAGAACAAUCUGUUUCUAGCCGUGUUACACCAAUAAAUAAGCCAGCUCCUAACCCAAUCCAAAAGUAUUCUAGAAUUCGCAAGGAGAAAUGUGCUACUGAGAACAUGCAUAAGGGCAGUGAAGCUUCUUCAUCACCAGACGGUAGAGAAAAUGGGAACAUUGAGCCUGCUGUGGAAGAUGGCAUAUUAGGUGCUUCAAAUGAAAGAAAAAGGAAGAGAGAAGUGGAGGAAAAAGGAGAAAAGAUGUUCAGCAACAAUGGCUUUAUUAGGAGUCCAUGUGAAGGAUUAAGGGCAAGGGCUAGGAAAAAUGCAGCUGCUGUGGUUGAUGAUAGUGACACAAUGCAGAGGAAGCCAACUACAAGGGAGGCCAGGGAACCUUGUCGGAGAAAGAAAACAAAUGCAAAAACAGUUCGCAAAGAGUCUUAUAGUUGUGACAUAGAAAACUGCCGUUUGAGUUUUGAAACAAAGGAAGAGCUGAGGUUCCACAAACGCAACCGGUGCCCACAUGAAGGCUGUGGAAAGAAGUUUCGCUCCCACAAAUAUGCAGUCCUUCAUCAACGUGUUCAUGAGGAUGAUAGGCCUCUCAAAUGCCCGUGGAAGGGUUGUUCGAUGUCAUUCAAAUGGGCAUGGGCUAGGACUGAGCAUAUACGAGUGCACACUGGAGAGAAACCAUACCAGUGCAAGGUUGAAGGCUGCGGCCUCUCUUUCAGGUUUGUAUCAGAUUUUAGUCGACAUAGACGAAAAACAGGCCAUUAUGUGAACUCAUCAUCCUGAAAAGCUUAUCUUUGUAACCGGGGGAGUAGGGGGUGGGAUGUGUUCUGUGUAUAUCGUCUGGGGCAGGCAUGAAUGGGACGUGGGGAUAAACAGCCCCCAGAAUCAUGUAUAGGGUCGAGUUUUUGGAUUAGGUACAGGUUAGAGUUAGACUAAUCCCUUUGUAGGCACUGCAUUCUCUAAUCUUUAUGAAUGCAGUUAUAGUUGAACACGAAGGCCCAGUUCUGAGUUUGUCUUAGAUUAUUCUUUCAAUGUCUUCUGGAUGAGUAAUAAUUUGUGGGGACGAAUUUCACAAGAAUUGAUAAUGCAUGUUACCCAAGUCAUUGAUUAAUGGGAAACAAUAUUUCCGCCUACUUUUCGGCCGGUUAAUUUUGACCCUCCAUCCUUCUUAUUUCUGGAGAGGACCAUUAUUAUUAUUCCUAAAGACGUUUCUUGUUUCAUAUGUGGGACUUCUGUGGCCCUUUUGUCUGUAAUCUGGAUUGUUCUUGUAUG